GUAACACCUGUGUGUUGGACUCAUUAAAGAUUUAACCAGAGAAGUCACGUGCAUUUUGAACAAUGGCUGACAACGGCCAUGCUUAACGCACAGCUCCAAAACUUUGGAAAAAAGCAAGCAAAAUGGAGUUACCUUUGGAUGAGGAGGAUGGCACUUUCACCAACAUUUCUUUGGCAGAUGAUGCAGCAGAGCAUCUCUCAAGCAGAGCAUCUCUCAAACAGAGCUCUUGGAAAGCGGAAAGAGCCCACACUACAAUGAUGAAUGCAGAUAUGGAUGCGGUUGAGGCUGAGAAUCAGGUGGAAUUAGAAGAGAAAACACGGCUUAUUAAUCAAGUUUUGGAACUGCAGCACACACUUGAAGAUCUCUCAGCACGAGUAGAUGCUGUUAAGGAAGAAAACUUGAAACUGAAAUCAGAAAACCAAGUUCUUGGACAGUAUAUAGAAAAUCUGAUGUCAGCGUCUAGUGUUUUCCAAACAACUGACACAAAAAGCAAAAGGAAGUAAGGGUUGAUUCACAGAUGAUGUCAUUGUAUUGCUGCUGUCUUUUUUUGUUUUAAUUGGCAUAGGCUACAUGAGCUAAAAUACCUUAGUUUGUGGCUUUACUGGAUACCUGAAGAUUAUAAGCUUUGGUGAUAAACAGAAUUAAGAACAUUAUCAUGAACAGGAGAUAUAAGUUUCUGUAUUGUUAAGAUUAAGCAACGUGCAAAUGUAGCGUAGAGACUUACUAAACUUUCAUAUUUGUUUUAAAAAUGAGCAUAUCUUGUUAAAAAUUGGAUUCGGUUUGUCAAUUUAAACAAAAGCCUGGUGGCACUCUUUGAGGUCUUAGGAUAGUGUUCUUGAUUAGCAAAAUAAUACAGCUAUAAUAUUGUGUUGAAACCUCAUUUGUUAAAAAUAUUCAGUCUAAUUGCAUCAGCUUUUUCACUUCAAAUAUAUUUAGAUUUCUGUAUAGUUCCGUUCAUAGCUCUGCAAAGCACCUUUAAACAGAAACCUGUAAACCACAGUUAAUUUCUGUGGAGUAGUAACAGUGACAUUAUUUGCAGGGCUUGUGUACAGAAAAAAACAUUUAAGAUUUUUUGGAAUGGGGAGGGUAGGGGAAGAGGAACAAGGAUAGGCAACUUGCAUUAGGGAAAUGGCAAACUGAUGCAGUAUCAGAGUGUCUGUAGUUUGCGAGAUUGUACAUCUCAAACUGUUUUCCACUUUCCUUUUUCCUCAAAGAACGAUCAGGCACAGCAUCAUGAUGUGUGGUCUUCCUAAAGCUUUUCAGUUGUGUGAUGAGGAGUUAAAUUAAAACGUGAAUAAUAAGCUUUACAGAAGCAGGUCAGCAAUGUUCCUCAUGCUCGCUGUGAACAACCUGCAGCGAGGAACAGAGAAGUCUUUCCUUGCCAUGUUUUACUUUCCUCCUGAAGUGCCAAAAUUGUCUUUGCUUCAGGCCUUAGAGCAACUGUUUUCCUGCCCCAGAGUCUGAGCUUGUGAAGUAACUCUUGAGGCACUGCACAGAAGCAUCUAAGACUGAGUGGAACAAAGGUGGCUUUUGCCUCAAAUCUGUGCUGCUCUGAGCAAUGCCUAGUGUCAAAAUCCCCAGUUUUCUACUGGCUUGGCUGUUUGUUCACAGGUUUUGUAAAGGAGCUCAGCCCAGAUUAUGGGUCUGAGCAGUUCCCCUAGAGGCAGCAUGUCUGGCAUAAUCAGUAUUAAAGGAGAGCAGACGCUCAACUACAAACAACGAUGUAAGCUUUAGCAGUACUUGCAUCUGUUUCAUCUUGCCAUACAGCAGCAUUGCAGACUUAUUAGUGGAUGUUACCUUGAACCAAGGUCUGUUUCUUCAGUAAUGAAGCCACUGUACUUUAAACAGAAGGAAACCACUAGUUCAAGGAUGUCUUUCAACUUUGCUGCAA
This is a messenger RNA of Cuculus canorus (common cuckoo), 1891 nucleotides long. RefSeq names its product short coiled-coil protein (gene SCOC). Lineage: Eukaryota; Metazoa; Chordata; Aves; Cuculiformes; Cuculidae. The record is from RefSeq and is a predicted model, not a curated record. Gene Ontology annotation, cellular component: trans-Golgi network. The coding region runs from base 123 to 503 and encodes 126 amino acids. The transcript has 4 exons.